CGCUUCUGGGCUGGGUACAGUCAUUGCCUCAGAAAACCUCCAAACUCUUUCGUCACUUUCUCUCUCUCACUUUUCUCUCUCGCAUAACUUGGGCUACUUUAUUUCUGAAUAGGAAUAACUUCAAUACCAUCAACGAAUAGGCUAUCUGGUGACGUGAAUGCUAACAUAUUCAUGCUCAUUUUGGGAAGGUGUAUUACUGGAGUGACAACUUACCUACACGUGAAAGCUUCAAGAACAAAAAAGGAAAAGAGAUGCUGCCCCUCUCCAGUAUGCAGACUCGCGGAGCGCUGAGUUCCUUGAUGUGCGUGAUGAUUUGCGCGUUGCUGCACUCUGGACUGGCCUCACGGCUGAAGUCUCCCAUUCUGCCCAUCCAGUCGGAGAGGGAGCCUUUAACAUCCAAGGGCAUGUCAGGAUGUUCAUUCGGAGGAAGAUUUUAUUCGCUGGAGGACACUUGGCACCCUGACCUCGGGGAGCCGUUUGGGGUCAUGCACUGUGUCAAAUGUUACUGUGAGACACAAAGGGGUCGUAAGGGUAAGGUGUUGGGAAAGGUGAGCUGUAAGAACGUCAAGCGGGACUGUCCUGAGCCUAACUGUGAUGCCCCAGUGCUGCUACCUGGACAAUGCUGCAAGACCUGCCCCAAAGGCGAUGUGGACAGGAAGCAAGUGGAGGCAAUAUUUGAUGGCUUCGAGUACUUCCAGGAGAAGGAGAAAGAGGAUGACCUGCACAAGACCUACAAUGACCGCUCAUACCUCAGCUCUGAGGACAUUUCCCCUGGGGAGAGCCGUACUGACUUUGUAGCAGUGUUGACGGGAGUGACAGACUCCUGGUUACCCAGCUCCAGUGGUGUGGCCCGGGCACGCUUCUCUCUCACUAGAACCAGCCUGACCUUCUCCAUCACCUACCAGAGGAUCGGGAGACCAAGCAGGGUUGUCUUCCUUGAUUCUGAUGGAAACACUGCGCUUGAGUACAAGACCCCUAAGGGAGACUCAGACAUGAUCUGUGGAGUGUGGAAGAAUCUUCCCCAAUCCCACGUGCGACAGCUACAGGCAGAACAACUUCGGGUUACUAUGACAACAGCCACCGGUAGACGGGAGGUGAUCGAAGGAAAGAUCAUCAAACACAGAGCACUCACCGCAGAGACGUUCAGCUCCACUCUGACUUCAGAAGAGGAGCAUUCUGGGAUGGGAGGCAUCGCCAUGCUGACUCUGAGUGACACAGAGAAUAACCUUCACUUUGUUCUCAUACUGCAGGGACUGAUACAACAUAGAGAGAGAGACUCCCCCCUGGUGCCCAUCCAGGUACGACUGCAGUACCGCCAACACGUCCUGAGAGAGAUCCAUGCCAACGUCACCGCCUAUGACACAGACUUUGCUGAGGUGCUGACAGACCUGAACAGUCGGGAGCUCUUCUGGUUGUCAAGGGGCCAGCUGGUGAUCACCGUGGAAACUGAGGUCCAGGACCCCCGACACAUCUCCGGCUUCAUCACUGGCAGGAAGUCAUGUGACACCAUCCAGAGUGUCAUGUCCAGUGGGGAUGCAUUGACACCAGGGAAGACAGGCGGUGUGGGAUCAGCAUUCUUUCAUCUACAUGACAACGGCACCCUGGACUACCAGGUCCAGCUAGUGGGGGUAUCCAGUGAGGUGAUGGGUUUGACCAUCGAGCUAAAGCCUCGGCGGCGCAGUAAGCGCUCCGUGCUGUAUGACCUAACUUCAGAGUUCGACAGGCCCAGCGGGCGGGCGGCUGGCAGCUGGAGUCGCGUAGAGGCUCGUCACAUCCAUAUGCUGCUGCAGAAUGAACUGUUCAUCAACGUGGCUACCGCACACAGCCAGGAGGGGGAGCUACGUGGACAGAUCAAAGGCCUGCUCUACAGCGGCCUGGAGGCACCCAGACACGAGAUUCCUGUCCCUCUGGCAGGCCAGUUUGUGGCUCCUCCAGUCCUGACCAGUGCUGGGGGCCAUGCCUGGGUGUCUGUGGACGAGCGCUGUCACCUCCAUUAUGAGAUCGUGGUGGCAGGCCUCAGCAAAGCUGAUGACCUCACAGUCAACGCCCACCUCCACGGAUUGGCUGAAAUCGGAGAACUUGACGAACACAGCACCAAUCACAAGAGACUGCUGACAGGGUUCUACGGUUCUCAGGCCCAGGGUGUGUUGAAGGACAUCAGUGUCGAGUUGUUGCGUCACCUGGACAGAGGGACAGCCUUCAUCCAGGUCAGCACCAAGGUCAACAUCAGAGGAGAGAUACGCGGACGGGUUCAUGUGCCUAAUAACUGUGAGUUUCGGACAAAGGGUGAAGUGGAGUUGGCGGAGUUUGAUGACCUGUUUGUGCGUGAUCCUGAGGAACUAAAGAAAGAUCCCCACACCUGUUUCUUCGAGACUCAACACCACGCACACGGCUCACUCUGGACCCCCAACUACAACCACUGUUUCACCUGCAGCUGUCAGAAGCGCACAGUGAUCUGUGACCCGGUCAUCUGUCCAGUCCUCUCCUGCUCUCGCACCAUCCAGCCUGACGACAAGUGCUGCCCCAUGUGUGUUGAGAGGAAAAACCCCAAGGAAAUGAAGACUCCAGAGAGGCUAGACGAGCAUCCAGAAGGUUGUUACUUUGAGGGGGACCAGAAGAUGCAUGCUCCUGGGUCUACCUGGCAUCCAUUUGUCCCUCCGUUUGGCUACAUCAAGUGUGCCCUCUGCACCUGCAAGGGAGCCACAGGCGAGGUGCACUGUGAGAAGGUGACGUGUCCAGCCCUGACCUGCAGUCGUCCGGUACGCCGUAGCCCCUCAGACUGCUGUAAGGAAUGUCCGGAGGAAGACAACCCCCCCCUGGAGCACGCUGACAUGAUGCAGGCAGACGGGACGAGUCACUGCAAGUUCGGGAAGAACUUCUACCAGAACAGUGACAACUGGCACCCCCGUGUGCCCCUGAUGGGAGAGAUGAAGUGCAUCACCUGUUGGUGUGACCAUGGUGUGACUAAGUGUCAGAGGAAACAGUGUCCAGUCCUGACCUGUAGUAACAUCACCCGCCAGGAGGGCAUGUGCUGUCCUGAGUGCCAAGAUUCCAAAGAGGAAGAGGAGGAGCUGAUGAAAGUUCCGGAAAAGAAGAACAGCUGGAGACACUGAGCUGAGACCCGCCUCUCCACCCGCAUACCCCCUUCUACC
Oncorhynchus masou masou (cherry salmon) is the source of this 3152-nucleotide messenger RNA. Its product is annotated as chordin-like. Lineage: Eukaryota; Metazoa; Chordata; Actinopteri; Salmoniformes; Salmonidae. The transcript has 21 exons. Gene Ontology annotation, biological process: dorsal/ventral pattern formation; negative regulation of BMP signaling pathway; multicellular organism development. The record is from RefSeq and is a predicted model, not a curated record. Gene Ontology annotation, molecular function: BMP binding. The coding region runs from base 252 to 3113 and encodes 953 amino acids.